This is a messenger RNA of Fomitiporia mediterranea MF3/22, 975 nucleotides long. RefSeq lists its product as uncharacterized. The record is from RefSeq and is a predicted model, not a curated record. Gene Ontology annotation, molecular function: serine-type endopeptidase activity. NCBI's taxonomy places the organism in Eukaryota, Fungi, Basidiomycota, Agaricomycetes, Hymenochaetales, Hymenochaetaceae. The coding region runs from base 1 to 975 and encodes 324 amino acids. The transcript is spliced from 6 exons.
AUGUCUUUUCAGCAUGCUGCUAUCUCAAAAGGGUUAAUGAUUAGUUGUGCCGUCACGUCUAUUGCUGCCAGUAUUUUCGACGUAAAGCAUUACCUCCAUUUGCAAUUGUUUCCGCAUCUCACAAAGCACCAUCAGUAUUGGAGAUUGUUGGUCCAUCAUCUUGCUUUUACAAACUCCAGUGAACUCCUUCUGGCGGAAAUCCUACUGUACAAUGUGUCUGUCCCGAUUGAGCGCAUGUUUGGCUCGUCAAAGUUUGCAGCCUUUUCCGUCUCCUCCGUCCUCACAGCUACCAUACUGGAGUUCGGUAGCCUCAUUGCUUUCAAUCGGUUAGGCCUCAAUGUAUUACCUUCUGGUCCGAUCACUCUUGUCUUCAGCAUUUUAUAUCAAUUCUCGAGGCUCGUUCCUAGAGCCUAUACAUUCCGAAUAUUCGGGCUGACGGUCACUAAUAAAAUCUUUAUCUACAUACUUGCUCUCCAGUUGGCAAUCAGCCAACCACCUGGUUCGCUGGUAUCAUCGCUUAUAGGGAUUGUUGCCGGACAGCUAUACCGUUCAGAUGUGCUGGGUCUCAAGACGUUCCGUGUACCACCCACAGUGCGGCGCCUGGCGUCACGAUAUCUACUUCCCCUCAUCGGUUCUACGAAGCCGCCUCGAUUAAGCAACCGUGCGUUUCCCGAGGACUCCCAUCGUCUUCGAAGAACACCUGCACAGCGGUCUCAAGAAAACACUGAAGUAGUAACAACUGCACCGACACCAUCUUCCGAAGAUCAAGCAGAUGCUCAAGCGGCGUCGCAACCAGCCGGGACAGGACCCGCUAGGCAGUCUGUGAUGCGUGAAUGGGUCGAUGAACUUACAGGUCGAACGGAACGUGCCGCAGCUGGGUUACGCGUGCCGAGCGAGGGGGAAAUAAACCAACUCACAAGUAUGUUCCCUGAUUUGCGGCGGGAAGAUAUCGUGGGUGCACUUCAGCGAAGGUGA